CCUUUACCAGAGUGGUUUGAACUUUGCUCACUACUUUCUCUAGUCAUCAGGGUCAGGCAGGCCAAUGGGAUGUUAUCCUUAAAAACACUGAGCGGCUAGAGAGAUCGCCCCUGCACACUAGUUAAACAAGCAGAGAGGAGUGGCAGGUGGGUGCAGCGGUUAACAGAGGCAGCAGAACAUCCAGGAUGGCUGGAAGGAGACGAGGCCGAGGCAGCAACGUCCAGCAACAACAGGCCCCGCAGAACCAAAGAAGAGGCCCUUGCAGGGCUCUGCGGGAGCCAGCUGCUUUUGCCAAGUCUACAGGUUGUGAAUCAGAGAUCCCCCAUGAUAAGCUGACUAUUGCCCAAGCGAGGAGGGGCACACCAGCUCAUCGUCCAGUGCGAGUCUAUGCUGACGGGAUCUUUGAUCUGUUCCAUUCGGGACAUGCUCGAGCUCUGAUGCAGGCCAAAAACGUGUUCCCCAACACUCAUCUAAUAGUGGGAGUCUGCAGUGAUGAACUCACCCACAAGUUUAAGGGCUACACGGUGAUGACAGAGGAUGAACGCUAUGAGGCCCUGAGGCACUGCCGUUAUGUUGAUGAGGUGGUGCGGGAUGCUCCCUGGACCCUUACCACUGAGUUCCUCAAGAAACAUAAGAUUGACUUUGUGGCCCAUGAUGAUAUCCCAUACACCUCUGCUGGAUCAGAGGAUGUUUAUAAACACAUCAAGGAAGCAGGAAUGUUUGUGGCCACUCAGAGGACAGAGGGCAUCUCCACAUCUGAUCUUAUCACUCGCAUUGUGCGAGACUAUGACAUCUAUGUUCGACGCAACCUGCAAAGAGGCUACACAGCCCGAGAACUGAAUGUUGGAUUCAUUAAUGAAAAAAAGUACCGGCUCCAGAACCAGGUGGACAAGAUGAAGGAAACAGUCCGCACGGUGGAGGAGAAGUCCAAACACUUUGUCUACAGAGUGGAAGAAAAGAGCCAAGAUCUCAUUCACAAGUGGGAAGAGAAGUCACGAGAAUUCAUUGGCAACUUCUUGGAGCUUUUUGGACCUGAUGGAGCCUGGCAUGCGAUUCAGGAGCGGAGUGGCCGUAUGCUCCAGGCCCUGUCACCCUACUCCUCACCCCGUGGCUCCCCCAGCAGCAGUCCCACCAGACAACGCUCAGCUUCUCCUGACUCCUCCCCUGCCUCUCCCUCCCUCUCUCCAUCUUCUCUCUCCCCUCCUUCAUCUCCGUCCUCCCCCUCCUCACCUAAAAAGGGGACACACUCCUCUCUCAAGGCUGCCUCCACACACAGUAGACAUGCACAAUGAGCUCCUCAUUCUUCAGUCAUCUUUAUUGGUCUUAGACACCACUGGUCAUUAAUUUGGCACAUACUAUUUCUAAGGAGGCCAUUAAUAAAAUCAACAAAUGAAAAGGAAGCACUUUCAUUUAUUACCUGUUUAUUCAAGAGCAAGUGCAAUAUAUUAUAAUGUACAUAAUGCUUUUGUUUGGAUGUGAUUUGAUGUCUGUUAUUUGUUACUCUUCCAUAUGUCUAAUAUCUAAAUACAUAAGACAUAUUGACCCUUCAGGUGCCUUCAUAGGUCUUGGUAAAGGAGUGUUAUUUUUAUAUUACAUCCACAUAUAUAUUAAAUUAUAUCCAGCCAUACAGAGUAGUGUUUUUCAGAAUUACAGUGAUAAUCCAAAUGUCCUUGUCUG
This is a messenger RNA of Toxotes jaculatrix (banded archerfish), 1677 nucleotides long. RefSeq names its product phosphate cytidylyltransferase 1B, choline b (gene pcyt1bb). The coding region runs from base 186 to 1292 and encodes 368 amino acids. NCBI's taxonomy places the organism in Eukaryota, Metazoa, Chordata, Actinopteri, Toxotidae. Gene Ontology annotation, molecular function: phosphatidylcholine binding; choline-phosphate cytidylyltransferase activity. The record is from RefSeq and is a predicted model, not a curated record. The transcript is spliced from 8 exons. Gene Ontology annotation, biological process: CDP-choline pathway.